Molecule: messenger RNA, 1703 nt
Organism: Cheilinus undulatus (humphead wrasse)
Lineage: Eukaryota; Metazoa; Chordata; Actinopteri; Labriformes; Labridae
Product: phosphatidylinositol transfer protein alpha isoform-like
Exons: 12
Coding region: 122-934 (270 amino acids)
Biological process (GO): phospholipid transport
Cellular component (GO): cytoplasm
Molecular function (GO): phosphatidylinositol binding; phosphatidylcholine intramembrane carrier activity; phosphatidylinositol transfer activity
Source: RefSeq, a predicted model, not a curated record
UCCAGGAAGAAACUCCGGAGUCAGAGGCGUCCAGCGGCAGUGACUGAGCGGCGUUUGAGGAGAAUUUCCAGGAGUUUCUGUCUCUGUUUUAUGCUGCUGUUUUAACGAAGAAACAGUCAAGAUGAUUAUCAAGGAGUUCCGGAUCGUUCUGCCCAUUUCAGUGGAGGAGUACCAAGUGGCACAACUGUAUGCAGUGGCAGAGGCCAGUAAGAAUGAGACGGGAGGAGGUGAAGGUGUGGAGGUGCUCAUAAACGAGCCGUACGAGGAAGAUGGACAGAAAGGACAGUACACGCACAAAAUCUAUCACUUGAAGAGUCGGGUACCGACUUUCCUCGGUAAGUGCGCUCCUCAAGGUUCACUUCGUGUCCAUGAGAAAGCUUGGAACGCGUAUCCAUACUGUAAAACCAUCCUCACGAACGAGUACAUGAAAGAAAAUUUCGAGAUUAAGAUCGAGACAUGGCACAAGCCUGAUAUGGGGGAUCAGGAUAAUGUACACAAACUGGACCCAGAGGUAUGGAAAGGAGUGGAAGUAGUAAACAUCGACAUUGCUGAUAGACAAGCUAUCAGUCCAAAGGAUUACAAAGAAGAUCAGGAUCCAGCCAAAUUCAAGUCAGUGAAGACUGGAAGGGGGCCUCUGGGACCAAACUGGAAGAAAGAACUCGCUGAAGACAGCAGCUGUCCACACAUGUGUGCCUACAAGCUCGUCACCAUUCAAUUUUGUUGGAAACUGAUCGGUAAUAGAGUGGAAAAUUUUAUUGACAAGAUGGAGAAACGCGUGUUCACCAACUUCCACAGACAGCUGUUCUGCUGGAUGGACAAAUGGUACGGGCUGACGAUGGAGGACAUUCGACGCAUGGAAGACGAGACACAGAAGGAGCUGGAUGAGAUGAGGGGGAAAGGUGAAGUCAGAGGCAUGUGUUCUGAGGAUAAAUGAUGUCAGCUGACUGCUGACUUCAGAGGAUUUGACUUCACUCAGCAAGCUCAGACUCCUCUUCAUCAGUGGACACUGGACCAAUAACAACUCGAUAGGCGUAAUCAGGAACAGCACACUUACAUUCUAAUAAAAUCUGCUCUUAAUAAGAGCUCAUUGUUGUGUGUAUUUAUAGAGUACAUUUGAAUACAGCUAUUCCAGCUUUUAGUGUUUUUUAAGAGACAGGAAUGAAAGUUUGUGAUUGGUUUUGCACUGUUCUUGCGUAUGCCUAUUUGGUCCUUGUACAUUUUAAUACUUUAGGGAAAAGGUGUGGGUUGUCUCUGAAAGAACCUUUUGGAUACUGUGAUCCUCCUUUGUAACAGUCUCACAGCUUUUGUUCUUAAUUGUAUUUUGUACACUCCAGUUUGUGGGAUCAGUAAUUGUAAUUUUCAUCAUGGCAAAAAAAAAGCCAGGAUGUUACUCUUUAAAUAAUUGACUAGAUUCUGAUUGUGCAACUAUUGCUCUGUCAUUUCUAAUUCCUGUACCGUCCUGUGCUUGGAGUUAUUUGAUUAAUACCAUAACGAUUCAAGGCCACAAGGCAAAUGCUUUAUUGAAAACUACUGAAUAUACUCCAGUGCAGGUAUUUAUUAUAUCAGUACAGUAAUCUUAUAAACUUUGUCUGGUAGCCCUUGAUGAUGCACUUCUCAGUUAAGAACAGUUGAAAAGCUGUGCUUGCAUCAUUGUGUUUUGUUCUUUGUUGAUUAAAUAAAAUAAUCUGGAUUUAAAUGUUCAA